AAAACAAAUAUAGAAAGACAACAUAAGAACAAAAGUCCCCUCACAUUCCCUAUAGCUACAUUACCUCGUAACCUCCUCUAUUUCCUUACUGGGCCCAAAAUCCAAAUUUGACAAGUGGGCCCAUCUCAAAAGCCCAUAACCAAAACUAGGGUUUCUACUUUCGUUUCAUAUAUAUACUUCACACAACACGUGUGCACCGGCGCGGUGCAGUGCAACCCUUCCCUGCCCUCCCAAAAAAACUGAAGAAAAAAAAAUCAAAAAAAUUUCAGUCUCCGAUCCCGUUCCGAUUACCGGCGGGUUUAUCCUUAGUCCAUUACACUCUCAAAAAUCAAAAUCCAAAAAAAAAAAAACUAUUUUUUUGUGAGAACUGAAGUGGUUAGGGUUUCGUUUUUGAUUAAUUAUUAUCAUCGAUUUGUGAAGUUUUGAUGGCGCAAAUUCAGGUUCAACACCAGACUCCGGCACCCGUUCCUGCACCUUCGAACGGUGUUGCUCCGAACGCGAAUCAGUUUGUGACGACGUCUUUGUACGUUGGUGAUCUUGAUUUGAAUGUUAACGAUUCUCAGCUUUACGAUCUGUUUAAUCAGGUUGGACAAGUUGUUUCUGUUAGGGUUUGUAGGGACUUGACUACGCGUCGUUCACUCGGUUAUGGUUAUGUUAAUUUCACUAACCCUCAGGAUGCGGCUAGGGCAUUGGAUGUGCUGAAUUUUACCCCACUGAACAACAAAUCUAUUAGGGUUAUGUAUUCUCAUCGUGAUCCUAGUAUUCGGAAGAGUGGCGCUGCUAAUAUUUUUAUCAAGAAUUUGGAUAAGACAAUUGACCACAAAGCUUUACAUGAUACCUUUUCUACUUUCGGACAUAUUCUGUCUUGCAAGAUAGCUACCGAUGGUUCUGGUCAGUCUAAAGGCUAUGGUUUUGUCCAAUUUGAGACUGCGGAAUCUGCUCAGAGUGCAAUUGACAAGUUAAAUGGCAUGCUGAUCAAUGACAAGCAGGUGUAUGUGGGUCAUUUCCUACGUAAGCAGGACAGAGAUAAUGAUCUUACUAAAACAAAAUUUAAUAAUGUCUAUGUGAAAAACUUAUCAGAGUCAUUUUCGGAAGAUGACUUGAAAAAUACUUUUGGAGAGUACGGCACUAUUACUAGUGCUGUUUUGAUGAGGGAUGCAGAUGGUAGGUCGAAGUGUUUUGGUUUUGUCAAUUUUGAAAGUCCUGAGGAUGCUGCUAAAGCUGUUGAGGCAUUGAAUGGAAAGAAAGUUGAUGACAAGGAGUGGUAUGUGGGAAAAGCCCAGAAAAAAUCUGAAAGGGAGCAAGAGCUGAAAGGUCGGUUUGAGCAGACUGUAAAGGAAACUGUAGACAAAUAUCAAGGGGUGAACCUUUAUCUCAAGAACUUGGAUGAUUCCAUUAGUGAUGAAAAACUCAAAGAGAUCUUCUCCGAGUUUGGCACAAUUACCUCAUACAAGAUUAUGCGCGACCCAAAUGGUGUCAGCAGAGGAUCUGGAUUUGUUGCAUUUUCAACUCCAGAGGAAGCAUCAAGAGCUCUUGGAGAGAUGAAUGGCAAAAUGAUUGUCAGCAAACCUCUUUAUGUUGCUGUUGCACAGAGAAAGGAAGAUAGAAAAGCAAGGUUGCAGGCACAAUUUUCACAAAUGAGGCCUGUUGCAAUUUCACCUUCUGUUGCUCCCCGAAUGCCACUCUACCCUCCUGGUGCUCCUGGUAUUGGACAACAAUUUAUGUAUGGUCAAGGACCCCCAGCCAUGAUGCCUCCUCCACAAGCUGGAUUUGGAUAUCAGCAGCAACUUGUUCCUGGGAUGAGACCUGGCGGUGGUCCAAUGCCAAGCUACUUUGUUCCAAUGGUUCAGCAGGGCCAACAAGGUCAGCGUCCUGGUGGACGCCGAGGUCCUGUUCAACAACCCCAGCAGCAACUGCCAAUGAUGCAGCAGCAGAUGCUUCCAAGGCAACGUGUUUAUCGCUACCCUCCUGGCCGCAACAACAUUCAAGAUGCCCCCGUGGCUGGAGGAAUGAUGUCCUAUGACAUGGGAGGUCUGCCACUCCGUGAUGUCUCGCCUAUGCCCAUUCAUGCUUUGGCUACAGCACUUGCGAAUGCUCCCCCUGAACAGCAGAGGACUAUGCUUGGAGAGGCUUUGUAUCCACUAGUAGAUCAGCUGGAACAUGAUUCUGCAGCUAAGGUUACUGGCAUGCUUUUGGAGAUGGACCAGCCUGAAGUAUUGCAUCUUAUUGAGUCACCAGAUGCUCUCAAGGCUAAAGUUGCUGAAGCCAUGGACGUGCUGAGAAACGUUGCUCAACAGCAAGGCAACAGCCCGGCAGAUCAACUAGCUUCACUUUCUCUCAACGAUAAUCUAUAAUCUCGUUUCUUAGAUUCUGUUAAUCAGCCAACAUGAAUACAACAAUCCUUUUUGUUCUGUCUUUUAGAUUGAUGAUGUUAGUUAUUGGUACUUUUGGUUUUUAUUUAUUGUUGGUGUGUUUUAGGUUUAUUACCACACAAGGAUUUAUGAUUUAUUUUUAAGUUUUAUGGAUCUACUGUUUGUUUAUUUUAUUUCCUUGAGAUUUACACAUUCC
Trifolium pratense (red clover) is the source of this 2568-nucleotide messenger RNA. Its product is annotated as polyadenylate-binding protein 2-like. NCBI's taxonomy places the organism in Eukaryota, Viridiplantae, Streptophyta, Magnoliopsida, Fabales, Fabaceae. Gene Ontology annotation, cellular component: ribonucleoprotein complex. The record is from RefSeq and is a predicted model, not a curated record. Gene Ontology annotation, molecular function: RNA binding. The transcript has 9 exons. Bases 426 to 2354 code for a protein of 642 amino acids.